Molecule: messenger RNA, 1379 nt
Organism: Leptomonas pyrrhocoris
Lineage: Eukaryota; Euglenozoa; Kinetoplastea; Trypanosomatida; Trypanosomatidae
Product: putative mitochondrial acyl-coenzyme a dehydrogenase
Exons: 1
Coding region: 135-1379 (414 amino acids)
Biological process (GO): medium-chain fatty acid catabolic process; fatty acid beta-oxidation
Cellular component (GO): mitochondrion
Molecular function (GO): medium-chain fatty acyl-CoA dehydrogenase activity; flavin adenine dinucleotide binding
Source: RefSeq, a predicted model, not a curated record
AGUACCCCCAUCGCCGCACGCCUGUUCACCAUUCUUAUCAGAAAUACAGCACACACACACACACACACCGCUUUUUUUUAUUAGAAACAGGACUUCGAGCAGCUUUCUUGCUCUGUCUCACCGUCUAUCCAACAAUGCGCUCCUCCGCGACGCCGAUGAUGCGGUGUACCCUGCCGCUGCUCGGUGGCAAACCCGCUCUUGGCGAUUACUUCGGCGCCACCGCCCCCACUGCCCAGGCACCAGAGGGACUCUCCUUCGGCUUUACAGAUCAGCAGCUGCAGUACCAGGAGACGGCUCGAAAAUUUGCCAAGGAAAAGAUGCUGCCCGCCGCGGCGGAGUACGAUAAAUCGAUGAAGUUCCCCCACGAUAUCUACAAACAGGCAUGGGAGCUCGGGCUCACGAACAUGCACAUCCCAGCGAAGUACGGCGGGCUGGGUGCCGGGGUGCUGGACAGCGUGAUUGUGCAAGAGGAGAUGGGCUACGCCUGUGCCGGUAUGUUUACCGCCUUUACCGGCAACGAUCUCGCCGAGACACCGCUGCUCAUUGCGGGGUCCGACGCCCUCAAGAAGAAGUACCUCACCCGCAUGGUGGAGGAGCCGCUGCUCGCCUCGUACGCCAUGACGGAGCCGACGUGUGGGUCUGACGUGGCCGCGAUGAAGACAGUCGCCAAGAAGGAGAAGGAUAAGUGGGUGAUCAACGGGUCGAAGAUGUGGAUCACCAACGGUGGGGUGGCGAACUGGUUUUACGUAAUCGCCCGCACCGAGGGCGGCUUUACGGGGUUUAUCGUGGACGGCGACGCGCCGGGCCUGACGCGCGGACCGAAGGAGAUCAUGCUGGGCCAGCGGUGCAGCGACACGCGCGGGAUUACCUUCGACAACGUCGUCGUGCCGGAGGAGAACGUUGUUGGUGAGGUCGGCAAGGCGUUUUAUGUGGUCAUGAAGACGGUGGACAGCACACGGCCACCGGUGGCGAUUGGCGCGGUGGGUCUGGCGCGGCGGGCAACGGAUGAGGCGACCAAGUACGCGCGUGAGCGCGUCACGAUGGGGAAGCCCAUCGCCCAGCAUCAGGCCAUCGCCUUUAUGCUGGCCGAGAUGGCCGCCGGCGUGGAGGCGUGCCGGCUGCUGUGCUACCGCUCGGCGUGGGAGGCGGACCAGGGCCGCCGCAACACCUACUAUUCGUCGUGUGCGAAGAUGAUGGCGGCGAACUUGGCGGAGCGGUGCGCGAACAACGCGGUGCAGAUCUUUGGCGGUAACGGCUACAAUACCGGAUACCCGCUGGAAAAGCUGUACCGCGACGCGAAGCUCUUCUCGAUUUACGAGGGCACCACACAGAUUCAGCUUGAGAUCAUCAGCCGCUUCGUGACGGGUGCGCGCCACUGA